AUGGCUAACGAGGGGGGAGCAAGCUCCCAAGCUUUUGAUCUUAAACUUUUCACAGAAGCAAUCAAAGGCGAAUUGGGACGCAUGAUGGACCAAAAACUUGAACUGAUGCACCAACGCAUUGACAGCUUAGAGUUGUCUCAUGGAAGCUCCAAAGGCAACCGUGGAAAGGCUUAUGCACAUGAGUCUAGCGACUCUAACUCAGACAACAACUAUGAGCAUAAGCAAAGUAGGUCUAAGCGUGACGCUAGGCCUUCAAAUGACCACAUUCCGGGCAUAAAGAUGAAAAUUCCACCCUUCCAAGGACGAUCAGACCCCGAUGCCUACUUAGAGUGGGAGAAGCGGAUUGAACUUGUCUUCGAUUGCACUACUUACUCGGAGGAGCAAAAGGUCAAGUUGGCCGUGGUCGAAUUCACCGACUACGCCGUUGUGUGGUGGGAUCAACUCUCCACUAGUCGAAGGAGGAGUCGUGAACCUACCAUACAAACUUGGACGGAGCUAAGACGACUAAUGAGGAAGCGUUUCGUGCCAAGUCACUACUACCGUGACUUGUAUCAAAAGCUUCAAACCCUCAACCAAGGAGCACGAAGUGUCGAGGACUAUCACAAGGAAAUGGAAAUACUCAUGCUACGGGCAGACAUCAUGGAGGAUCGAGAAGCAACAAUGGCACGCUUCUUGAACGGAUUAAGGCCCAAAAUCGCUGAUCAAGUGGAGUUACACCACUAUGUGGAACUUGGGGAUCUGGUGGAAAAGGCCAUCAAGAUUGAAAGGAGGAUUAAGAGGAGGGGUUCGACUCGGAGUUACUCCAACUUUUCACCCUCUUAUCUCCGAACUACACCACCAAAGAAAGAGGAUAAAGGGCCGAGUAAUUCCAUCCCUUCAAGACCGAGGCCGGAUAUGACUAAGUGGGAGUCUAAGGCAACACCAAAGACUGCCAUUGAGUCGAGCAUGGGGCGAAAUCGAGAUACUAGAUGCUUCAAAUGCCAAGGCCGAGGGCAUAUUGCUAGCCAAUGCCCGAACCAACGCGCUAUGAUCAUCUUACCCAAUGGUGAGUUUCUCACCGAUGAUGAAGAUGAGAAGGAGGAGUUGCCAUCCCUUGAGGAAGAAGAGGAAGCAUUGCCCGUCAAUGAACGAGUUGGACUCGUUGUCAGACGAGCCUUAGCAACCCAAGUGAAAGCCGCCGACCGUGCCUUGAUGGUGGAGAAACUAACACUACCCACUCUACGACAUCCAACACCUUAUCGUUUGCAAUGGUUGAACGAUAGUGGGGAUGUUCGUGUGACCAAGCAAGUCCAAGUACCUUUCCGAAUUGGAAAGUAUGAGGACGUGGUGUUAUGCGACGUGGUCCCUAUGCAAGCAUGUCACAUACUAUUGGGGAGGCCAUGGCAAUUCGACAAGGGAGUUACAUUCGAUGGCAUUACCAAUAAAUACUCCUUCAAGCAAGGCGAGAAGAGGAUUGUGCUUGUGCCACUCACUCCUAUCCAAGUUCAUGAAGAUCAAAAAAGCCUGAUCAAGGAGAAUGAGCUUGAGAAUGAGAAGAAAAAAAUAGAAAAAGCCGAGAGCUCAACAGAAAAUGAUAAGGCCGAGAAAAUUGAGAGGACUGACUGUAGGGCCGUUAAUGCAAUAACGGUAAAAUAUCGUCACCCUAUUCCUAGACUUGAUGAUAUGUUAGAUGAGCUAUAUGGUGCUGUGAUUUUCACUAAAAUUGAUCUAAAAAGCGGUUAUCAUCAAAUUAGGAUGAAAGAGGGGGAUGAAUGGAAAACGGCCUUUAAAACCAAACAUGGCUUGUACGAGUGGUUAGUUAUGCCAUUUGGACUAACUAAUGCACCUAGUACGUUCAUGAGGUUGAUGAACCACGUACUUCGUCCAUUCCUUGGAAAAUUUGUAGUUGUAUAUUUUGACGAUAUCCUGAUUUAUAGUAGGAGCUUAGAUGAGCAUGUUGAACAUGUGAAGCUUGUUCUUGAUGCACUUCGAAGGGAAAAGCUCUAUGCUAACCUUAAGAAGUGCUCCUUUUGUACUGAUCAACUUGUCUUCCUAGGCUUUGUUGUGAGUAAACAGGGAAUCAAAGUGGACGAGGAGAAGGUUAAAGCAAUUCGAGAAUGGCCUACUCCAAGCACGGUGGGUGAGAAAAAUGAGCCAUUUGUGUGGAGAGAUGCUCAAGUACGUGCUUUCCAAAUGCUUAAACAUCAACUCACACAUGCACCACUACUUGCAUUACCAUGCUUUGACAAGAUGUUUGAAAUAGAGUGUGAUGCAUCUGGGGUGGGUAUUGGAGCUGUCCUAAUGCAAGAGGGCAAACCAAUUGCAUACUUUAGUGAAAAACUCAAUGGGGCAGCUUUGAACUAUUCCACUUAUGAUAAGGAGUUGUACUCCUUAAUCCGUGCUUUAGAAACUUGGCAACAUUACUUGAGACCAAGGGAAUUUGUCAUACACACUGACCAUGAGUCGCUUAAGCACAUUAAGUCACAACACAAGUUGAAUAAGCGUCAUGUUAAGUGGAUUGCAUUUAUUGAAACCUUCCCUUAUGUGAUUAAGUACAAAGUGGGGAAAACUAAUGUUGUUGCUGAUGCAUUAUCACGUCGGGAAGCACACAGAGGUGGCUUGAUGGGGCAUAGUUCUACUCAUUUUUCACCAUUUGAAAUAUGCUAUGGUUUUAACCCUUUAACACCUCUAGACUUAUCACCUUUACCUUCUUCUGAGCACAUUAACAUGGAUGGUGCUAAACGAGCAGAUUUUGUCAAGAAAUUACAUGAACAGGUACGCCUAAACAUUGAGCGAAGGAUGGACCAAGUUGCUCAACGGGUUAACAAGGGACGCCAACGCGUUGUGUUUGAACCUGGUGACUGGGUGUGGUUACAUCUACGCAAGGAAAGGUUCCCAGUCCAAAGGCGCAAUAAAUUACUUCCCCGAGGAGAUGGGCCGUUCCAAGUCAUCAAGCGCAUCAAUGACAAUGCUUACAAACUGGACCUACCCGACGAUGAAGCUGAUUUGAGGACAAAUCCU
This is a messenger RNA of Coffea eugenioides, 3000 nucleotides long. RefSeq lists its product as uncharacterized. The annotation marks the transcript as partial. The record is from RefSeq and is a predicted model, not a curated record. NCBI's taxonomy places the organism in Eukaryota, Viridiplantae, Streptophyta, Magnoliopsida, Gentianales, Rubiaceae. The transcript has 7 exons. Gene Ontology annotation, molecular function: zinc ion binding; nucleic acid binding.